This is a messenger RNA of Penicillium verhagenii, 414 nucleotides long. RefSeq lists its product as uncharacterized. Lineage: Eukaryota; Fungi; Ascomycota; Eurotiomycetes; Eurotiales; Aspergillaceae. The record is from RefSeq and is a predicted model, not a curated record. Bases 1 to 414 code for a protein of 137 amino acids. The transcript has a single exon.
AUGUUCCAAUAUCCCAACCUUGGGAUCGCCCGUGCUGCAAUUGAGACGCCUUCCAAGGGGCAGAAUAUCUAUCUCUAUCAUUUUGAGGAGGUUUCUCCAUUCCCUGGAGCAACUCAUGGGCUCUCCUAUCACGGUCUGUGUGCUUUGCUCAUCUACCUCAAUCAACUUGAUGAUUCUCCUGAGCCAACAAGGGUUGCCUCUCUAGAAGCCGCUUCCACCUUUACAGCCUUUGCAAACGGAAAGGAACCUUGGGAAUCCCUUGGUGAGGCUGAAAGAUUUAUGCGCUUUGGGCCAGAUGGAGUGAGUGAGAUGCAUAAUUUCGAGUCUGAUAAGACUAAAACCUAUGAGCAUAUUGAGUGGAUGGGUGCUCACUGGGAGAAGACUUUACUUUUUGUACGUCAUCUUCUUUACUAG